CCCAGGAUUCCCAGCAGCCUUGGUAAAUCAUUGUUUGCCUGAUUUAUUUAGUCCCCUGGAAUCUGCUUUGACCCCUUUGGCUCUGGGUCAGGAGACCUUGUCAUGGUUGAAGGCUUAAGUGGCUCAGAAGGGCUGACUACUAUGAUUACUUUGGCUGCAACCUCUAAAUGAAUUCUUUCUGGUCACCAUGUAAAGUACUUACAUACUAAUGGUUUAUGUUAUGUUUCUCAGGGGACUGCCCAGAUACUGAAAAUCUACAGUUUAGACCAGAAGGGUGUCAGUCUAGCAGACAUGGAGUCUAAAGAAGAAAUCAGUGACACAGACAGUGGGAUUAUUUUGCAUUACGGGCCUGACAGUCCCACCACUGUGACGAAGGAUGUGAGUACACACACUCGGGCUGUCAAACUAAAGCGCCAGUCACUGCAGGACAGACUUGAACUUUGUAUACUGGAGUUGAAAAAACUCUGCAUCAGAGAGGCAGAGCUGACUGGGCGCUUGUCCUCCGAUUACCCUGUGCUGCCUGGAGAGAAGCCACCACAGAUACGACGGCGGAUUGGAGCGGCUUUUAAACUGGAUGAGCAGAGCAUAUUGAUUAGAGAGGAGAACUCUGAGCUAAGUUCAGUGGAGGCCAAGCUAGCCCUGCAGCAGCAGAUCUAUGUAGCGGCUUGCAGGUUGUCCCAAGAGGAGCAUCUAAACAAGACGGUGAAAAGGAGCCGAGUGCAGCAGUGCAAGCGGGAGGAACAGAAGCUCCAGGAUCUUCAUGAAGCUGUGUUCCGGCUGCGUCUUGAACAUGGCCACAACUCACCGCGGCCUGGCAUUGUCAUGGUUAAACAUCAAGGCACUUCGGAGGACAGUUCGUUGUCAGAUUUAGCAGUGUUGGAUGAAGAAGAGUUGACAAGCCAGUCAUCUCAGGCAUCCUCCGAGCCCCCUCCUGUAAUAGAAGCUUAUUCUGUUGCUCCAGGCCUUUCCUGUUGUUCCGUCCCCCCCACCGGCCCCCUGCUUUAUCCCCCUGAGCCCAGCUUCCACCACUCAUCCCUCGAGCAUUCACACCAAAGCCCCCCUCCUGUGUAUGACCCUGCCCCCAUCCAAAACUCACCCUGGGAGGAGUCCAGUCUCGAUCAGCCUUACCAAAAGAAGAAGAAAAAUCGCUCCAAUACUGCCAGUUCCAGUCCUGCUACGACAACUACUUUGCCUCCAUUAGAGGUUUGUUUAGAGGAGCCAGACCUGAAGCUACAGAUGCUGAAACACACCGCGCUGAGGCACGCCAAGUCCAGCAGUACUCCCUCGACUCCAGAGAUGCAUUUGCGUACAGAACGAUUUUUAAGUCCUGCUACGACACCUACUUUGCCUCCAUUAGAGGUUUGUUUAGAGGAGCCAGACCUGAAGCUACAGAUGUUGAAACACACCGCGCUGAGGCACACCAAGUCCAUCAGUACUCCCUCGACUCCAGAGAUGCAUUUGCGUACAGAACGAUUUUUAAGGGUUCCCAAUAGUGAACCACCGAAUAAUACAGAACGAGACAGAGGCCGGUCACGGGGUCCCAGGAGAAGACUGACGGAUGUUAUUUCAACACAACCAGUAUACUCCUCAGUGACUUUGACUAACAGAUUCCCAUUGUACUACUCUGGCUCUGAUGACAGCAGCUCUGAGCACUCGUCGACUUCCUCCUACAUUAGCUCAUCCACCAAGGAGCCGUCGGCAGAACUGGAAAGGCUAUGCCAAGCACAGUACACAUACCACUACCCCAAUUACAUCUCCCAGUCCUACCUACCUCCCAGCUACAACAUUCAGCAAAACCCUUCACCACAGCCGCCCUCCAGUUUCUACAGAGGGUAUGCAGACGAGGGUAGAAGCCCAUACAUGGACAUGGACAUGGAAAGGAUAUACUUCGGGCAUCAGUUUCCAACUCCUCACACCAAUGGCCACGGCUAUGACGAGGCACCACUACAACCGCAGGCGCACAGACCGAUACCCUCUCAUUUAAAACUGUCCCGCGCACCCUCGCUCAGAGAUUACCCUCAGCAUCCGAGCAGGGCCCUCCCACGUCAGGUGGUUUCAGAUGAGCUUAAAUCAUGGCAUCAGCGCUGCCAGCUGCGCCCACGCCGGCCAUGCUCGCUGGACAGGCACCGGCAAGGUGCUGUGCUAAACGUGCCCGGGCGUGAGUCACCGCUUUCCCAGCAACACGGCUUUCAUAAACAGGUACACCAAGGGCAGCUUACACAAAGAGACGGAACACCAGUAAAAUGGUACGAAGAAGACAAAGAAAUUGUAAGCCAGGUGUAACGAUGGACCUUUUAUUAACAAAAUACACUACCAGUCAAAAGUUUUAGAACGCCCUAUCCCAUUUUUCUAUAUAUUUUUUUAAAUAAUUAAUUUUUGAUGUCUGUUACGACACCCUCUAGGUUAGUGCUUUCACCAUAUUGCACUGCAGGAUAUGAUAUAUUGCAAUUGUAAUGUUUACAAAGAGGUAAUUAAUGAAAUAACAGAGGCAGACCCUUCAAAAGUUUUGGUCAUUCCUAUGGAUACACCGUGAAGAAAGCGAAGGUAUCAGUGCGUACAGUUUCCUACACCAUCAAAAUAGAAUUGGAAACUGGAGCAAUUUUGUUGCAGGAAGACGUCCGGUACACCCAAAGGCGCUACCACAGCAUUUUGUAGUGCCAUGCAAUGUCUAGUUGGUCAAGGGUUCAUCCUACAGCCAGACAAUAAACUGAAACAUGCCUCCAGGUUUUGUCAGAGCUACUUCAGAAGACAAGAACAAGGUGGUAGGUUUCAAAUCAUGAAAAGUACAGCCUCCAGACCUAAACCCCAUCAAGCUGGUUUGGGAUGAGCUGGAUAGAAGGAUGACAAAGUAACAUACUGUUGCAACUUGUAAGUGUUAACAGUGUUGGACAGAACUUUCUAAACCAUAUUUAAUUUCUCAAGAAAAUGAGUCAGUUAUCUGCAAAAGAUGCAAUUUGAGUCAAAUUUAGACUCAUUUUUAGCUCCAGUUCUUUAAAUAGUGUAUGUUUUCAUUUUAGAGUACAUCGAGACAUUAAUCUGUGUAAAUAUCAAUAAAAACGUGAAAUGUUCACCUGGUAGGGUACCUUUUAUUUAUGUUUUAAUUUAUUAAACCACUGUGGAAAAUAUUUUUCUGUGGUUAUAUGGAUAGUAUUCAGAAGCUGUUUUAGAUAUUAACACUACAGUGUUUUAUUUUUACACCUGAACACUUGCUGUGAAAGAUGUUUAUAGAAUAAAUUGUAUUUCUACAUUUUUGUACAAGUAUA
Messenger RNA from Trichomycterus rosablanca, 3263 nucleotides. RefSeq names its product innate immunity activator b (gene inavab). The coding region runs from base 292 to 2283 and encodes 663 amino acids. Gene Ontology annotation, biological process: positive regulation of protein ubiquitination; adherens junction maintenance. The transcript is spliced from 10 exons. Lineage: Eukaryota; Metazoa; Chordata; Actinopteri; Siluriformes; Trichomycteridae. The record is from RefSeq and is a predicted model, not a curated record.